UUAAUAACUGACCCCGCCCCUCAGUACAACAUGAAUGAGCAAUGUCUUGAGGAGAGGAGGAGGAAUGAGAUUUUCUUUCUGAUAGCCCGUUUUCUAGAGGAGAGCUCUUGUAGGAGAGCGGCUAAGGUACUGAUAGAAGAGUUGGAAGAAAAGGAGUUGUUGUUUAAAGGUAAGAAAUGGAGCGGAGAAGAGACUAAGUUAACUUUUGAGGAAAUUUCUAAGAGAAAUGUCCACAUAUCCUCAGAUUAUUUAUUAUUAUUGUGUAAUGAGUUGUGCUCUCAGUUGGAGUCAUCAGGUUCCAUUAGAAGAGGAGGAGGGGGAGGUCAUUCACUAAUUGGGAAUGAGAUAUCAUCAUUUAUUUAUAAUAAUAAUAACAAUAAGAAUAAUUCUAGUUCUAGUUUGUUAAAGUUACUCGUCUUUCUUCCAUUCCUUCUAUGGCUUCUCUUCUAAUUCAACCAAUCAACUUCACUAAAAUGAAAAAGCACACAGUGAUACUAGGUCAUCUUGCUCCAGUGUUUUGUCUCUCAUUUGAUUCAACCGGUCAAAGGAUCAUUACCGUUAGUCCUCCAUUACUGGGUGCUGAUGAUGAUCUAGCUAAGAUAUGGUGUAGCAGGACUGGUCAGUUGGUGACAACACUAAGAGGACAUCAUGCUGAAAUAACUGACCUCUCAGUGAGUUGGGACAACACACUGAUAGCUACUGGUAGUCUUGAUAAACUGGUGAGGGUUUGGUGUGGACACACUUCAGCUCCUUUAGCUGUUCUUAGUGGACACUCUGGACACAUCACCUCAGUACAGUUGUCACCUUCUCCUGAUGAUGAUAGCAAGUAUAUUGCUACUACUGCUAAAGAUGGCUGCCUCUUGUUUUGGAAAUGGGACCCAACGACACUCAAAUUUUAGUGAGAAAGAGAGAGA
Molecule: messenger RNA, 914 nt
Organism: Amphimedon queenslandica
Lineage: Eukaryota; Metazoa; Porifera; Demospongiae; Haplosclerida; Niphatidae
Product: PH-interacting protein-like
Exons: 10
Coding region: 435-899 (154 amino acids)
Biological process (GO): regulation of transcription by RNA polymerase II; cytoskeleton organization; regulation of cell shape
Cellular component (GO): nucleus
Molecular function (GO): protein binding
Source: RefSeq, a predicted model, not a curated record